This is a messenger RNA of Malus domestica (apple), 838 nucleotides long. Its product is annotated as protein DOWNSTREAM OF FLC-like. The record is from RefSeq and is a predicted model, not a curated record. Lineage: Eukaryota; Viridiplantae; Streptophyta; Magnoliopsida; Rosales; Rosaceae.
AAUGCAUUACGUCUCAUUCCAUAGUUUCCACUCUGGUUCUUCACGUUCGACAUUUCGAUUUCACUUAGCCUUCCCCUCCUCUCUUGGCACUUGUCUCAGCCAGUACUAAUUGCUUGCUAAAAAUAAUAUUCUUGGCCAUGGCCAUGUCUAGGGUGGUGGUGUUGUUGGCUCUGUGCAUGUUUCUGGGGCUUGUUAGCGCACGCACGUUGGGCAAUCCCUUCCACGUUCAAGGUCGCGUCUACUGUGACACUUGCCGAUGCGGUUUUGAGACGACUGCCACGAAUUACAUUCCUGGUGCAAGGGUGAGAAUUGAGUGCAAAGACAGGAACACCUUGCAGCUUGCAUACAGCGUCGAGGGAGAGACUGAUUCGACUGGAACAUACAACAUUUUGGUUGAAGAGGACCAUGAAGACCAAAUUUGUGAGUCUGUCCUUGUUAGCAGUCCCAUAAGUGACUGUAAAUCGGCAGACCCCGGACGCAGCCGUGCGAACGUUGUAGUCACCCGUUACAACGGUGUGGUUAAGGACAAGCGUUAUGCAAAUAACAUGGGCUUCUUCAAGAACGAGCCAUUGGCUGGUUGUGAAAAAAUCCUAGAGCAAUACAAGAACUACGAUCAGCAGGAAUAGAAGAAGAGCUAGCUUCUUGUUAGUCCGUAUGGCCUCACUUUAGAGUUAAGUUAUGUUGUUCUUUGCUAUACGUGUAUGCCUAUCAUUGAUCUCAAUGAUGGUGUUGGUUUCUUUUCAACUUUGUUUAGUUUGUGGACGCUAAUGUUUCAAUCUUAAUGUUCCGUUUCAUCUAAAUAUAUUUACUUUGGUCACUUAAUUUGUGGCUUUCAAUA